UCCUAUGCUGUGUCCUCUCCUGGGCGGUAGGGGGCGAUAGGUAGGCAUAAAUUGGUUCGUCUUGAAGGCAACCACCGACGAAGAGAUGUAAACAAGUGGCGGGCGGAACACGGAGCGUGUCUUCAUGGCUCGCAGGGCUGCUCCGCUGUGUCCUUUGCCCGGCUGUGCCCCCGGGGCGGUUUGGGCUGGGUUUGACGGGGCCUGGCUGCUGCUGCUCCGGGCCCUGGCGGCUCCGGGGGGCCCGGGCAGCCUCCGGGCGCUAUCGGUCUUCCACAGACAGCAGCAGGCUAACCCGGACACCUCACUCCCUAGCUUCAUAGAAACGCUGUGCCGAGACGAGAUCAGCGGUCCGGACUCCGGAUCUGAGCCGCUGACGGUGAAACCUCUCGUGUGCCUGUUUUCAGCAUCAUUCAAACAGAAUCUUCUGACCUUCCUCCAUGCGCUGCACCCUCUUCUUCCGGGGACCACCGUCCUCCGGCUGCUCAAAUGCCUCCGCCAGGACUCCCGUCCGAACCCCUGGGUCACGGCUCUGUGUGGACAGCUGGAGAGAAACGUGGCGCCCCACCUCUCCAAAGACCAGCCUCUGUGCACCAAACCAUGCAGCCGGAGGCUAAAGGAGAUAUCGGAACGUUUGGCUGGUUUCAGUGAGGCUGGGGGGUGGGCCAGCUGCUUUAGCGGACAAACGGUGGUCUCUGAAUCCCAGGGUGAGCCCGAUUUAUCUGAGUGGGGGACGCAGAGGAAGAGGAGCGCCGGUUUAGUUCAUCUGGACUCAGACUCUGAGGAAACGGGACAGCAGAGGAAAUGGAUGAAGUUGAACAACCCUGAUGUCGUCAUUGUGGAUUCAGACGAAGAUGGCGUUACAAACCUAACGGCAGGGCCGCCUGAAAGCGCUGCCUCAGCAGAAACGUCCGCACCAGAAAGUCAGCGCGAUGUCCUCCCCGUGCACAUGCAGGCUUCUGUUCUUCAAAUUAAAGAAUUACUAGAAAAUCAAGCGGAGUGGGACCAAAACUCCUCCGAUGUGUUCAAAGUCUUGAAUGACUGUGAUCCCCCCCAAGUGGAGCUGUUAUGCGUCACGCUGCGACUGUCGGACUUACCGGAACCCGCUCUGAUAAAACUGUGCAACAGCGUUCUGUCGCUGAGCCCUGACCUGAGCCACAGCACAGCGGCAUCCCUCAUCAAGAGCCUCCUGCUGCAGAAGGCCCUGUCCCUGUCAGAACCGGCCUCCAGAUGUCUGAUGACAGCUGUGACAUCACUGUGUAGCCACUAUCCCAGACCCAUGUGCCACGCCGUCAUCGGCCCAAUGCUGGAGGAGAAGGACAUGGGGCUCCCGCAAGCAGAGUUGCUGAACAGACUGAUAGAGGGCUGCCUAGAUCCCCACUACAAACUGCUCGUGUUUCAAAUGACAUUCAGAAUUACAUGGAGUGAAGCAGUGCUCUCUGUGAUCCACAGCUUGCUCAACUCCAAGCCUGAUUUGAAUGAGGACAUUUUCACACAGUUUAUAGAAGAGCUUGUCAACCAGGGUCCUCAGUUCAACAAGUCAGUGAAGUUUGCAAAGAUGAUGCUCACUGUUCUUGGCAAAUACAGCUACUAUGUGACCGAUGUACAUAAACAGUCCUUGACCAACUGCCUGAGCUCAAAUGAGACAUUCCUGAAGAAAUCUCUGCAAGCUGCUCUGAAACGAAUUGCGCACACAUGAUGCAUUAUUUGAAUUGUUCCAUGUUAAUAAACCUGUUGAAAAAGAAACGCAUGCAUCCAUCAGAAGUGCAGCAAUCACACUGAUUUAGCUAGACUGGUGCUAUGUUUUCAUUUAAAAUUCCAAGCUAUCAUAUUUCAUCUGGAUUUGAGUCAGGAAAGUUUGACCAGGUGGUUAAGUGUAAUUUUUAAGAGGCAGAAGUUCUACAUAAGUUCUACACAUGUAUAUUGUAUAAAUUAACAGUGCAUUUUCUUGAAUGGAAUGUUUAAAUAAAAGUUUGUGGUG
Menidia menidia (Atlantic silverside) is the source of this 1978-nucleotide messenger RNA. Lineage: Eukaryota; Metazoa; Chordata; Actinopteri; Atheriniformes; Atherinopsidae. The record is from the annotation of a GenBank genome assembly.